This is a messenger RNA of Aaosphaeria arxii CBS 175.79, 1210 nucleotides long. Its product is annotated as S-adenosyl-L-methionine-dependent methyltransferase. The coding region runs from base 148 to 984 and encodes 278 amino acids. The record is from RefSeq and is a predicted model, not a curated record. Lineage: Eukaryota; Fungi; Ascomycota; Dothideomycetes; Pleosporales. The transcript has a single exon. Gene Ontology annotation, molecular function: S-adenosylmethionine-dependent methyltransferase activity.
AUCGGAACAGACACUGUUUAUGCACGCGAUAAAUGGUUUGGUACAACAAGUCAUUAUGCAGCGCAGUCUACACAUCAGGAAAGCUUACCCCACAAAAAUCGACUCCAGAUUAUCUUACCAUUCUUGGUCUUUAGACCUACGUUAAUCAUGUCCGCGCCUUUCGCCCCAAAACAGGCCUUGAAGUUCGACCCACGUUAUCUCCUCAAACUGAGUGCAGGCUUGACACGGUCGGUAGCAGACCAAAUCGUGUCCAACCAUAUUCCUCCGUUAUCGAAAACAAGCCGAAUUCAUGACAAUGGCUGUGGAGCUGGCGAAGUCGCGAAAGCCCUUGUCGAACACAAUGCUGUGCCAGCCGGGGCAACGAUCGCUGCUACAGAUAUCAACACCACGUUUCUCGACGAGCUAAAUAAGGCGCUGGAAGAAAACAAGUCAUGGCCCAUCGAAAGCCAGGUCAUGGAUGCUACAGCAUUGACAUACCCGGACUCCAUUUUCGCGCUCUCGGUCACCAAUAUGGUGUUUGCAAACGUGAAAGACGACGUUGCGACCGCGAAGCACAUCUACCGAACACUAGCGCCUGGAGGAACGGGGAUCGUGUCGGUGUGGAAGGACAGCCCGUGGAUCAAUAUCACGAUUGAUGCGCAUUACCGAACUCGAGGGAGCGAUGCUCCAUUGCCGCCGCCAUUGGCCGCCUCUCUUUACUCCGUGGACCAUCUCAGCAAAGCGCUUAAAAGUGCGGAGAUCGAAAAUGUUCAGUAUGAAGACAUAGUUGUGUAUGGGAACAUGACUGAUGUUAAGGAGUGGGCGACGAUUGCGUGGAGCUUUUUGGCAAGACCACCGGAUGGAUGGACCCAGGCAGAUGAGGACAAUUGGGACAAGGCUAUUGGAAUCAUUGUGAACGAUCUGAUCAAUGGGGAUUUUACACAUGAGGAAAAUGGGGUUUAUAAAGUGAAAAUGAUAGCAACAGCUGCUAUCUUCAAGAAGUGAGUGAAUGCGUACUAUGAGGAAAUUUCAUGCCAUGGCAUUGUUGGAAGUGACUCAUUGGUAAAUGCGCAAAAGGAUGAUAUAUCUAUCCAGGGCGGGAGACAAUCAGACGCGUGAGGAUUUUGGCAGGAUGGACAGCGAUGCGACGAAAACAGUGACCAUAUCAUAGUACUGCAUCUGAAGUAUAAUGCUUUGCCAAACCUGAGUCUUUGUCGAGAUUGAUUCUAAC